CGUUGAUCUUGAGAAGUGAUGUCGAACCGCAUCGUGGCCGCAGCGACAUUCCUUGCUGUGGGGGUCCACGGAUACUAUCCUGGCAACAUGACAAGUACUCUGAAUCGGUUUGCCUUUGGCUCAUGCAACGACCAGUCGAAGCAUCAAAUGUUAUGGCCUGUGAUCACCGCCAAAGACCCACAACUGUGGCUUUGGCUCGGCGACAAUAUUUACGGGGACAUUCGAAUUUGGGAUCCGAACACCCCUUCGAAAGGUGUCUUCCGCCCAGCGCCGCCCGACGUCCUUGCCGCGAAAUACCAGCAACAGCUCGACCACCCCGACUACAAACUCUUUCGCGAGCGGUUCCCAAUCAUUGGCAUCUGGGAUGACCAUGACUACGGUAUCAAUGACGGGGACAAGACGUAUCGCUAUCGGCAAGAAAGCCAGCAACUGUUCUUGGACUUCCUAGACGAGCCGCAGAGCUCUCCGCGACGACUCCAAGAGGGCAUUUACACAUCGUAUGUGGUUGGCAGUGGGGCGAAGCGUGUCAAGUUCAUUCUGCUGGACAAUCGAUAUCACCGAGACCCGUACGCAAGUGCAGAUGGAGAUUUUCUCGGACACACCCAAUGGAAAUGGCUCGAGCAUGAAUUAGCAACGUCCAAUGCGACGUUCAACGUGAUUGCUUCAGGCAUUCAAGUGCUGCCGGAUGAUAGAUGGUACCAGAUCGGAGAGUCCUGGUCCAAGUUUCCAAGGGCGCGGCGGCGCCUGCUGUCGCUCGUCCAGACCUCCCGCGCAUCGGGGGUUGUGCUCUUGAGUGGGGACGUGCACUUUGCUGAAAUCAACCAAGUGCGUUGCGGCGACUCGUUCCACGUGACGGAAAUCUCAAGCUCGGGGAUGACCCAUGCCUGGAAACUCAUGAAUCGCAUCGUCGGGCCUGGGUUUACCUUGGCCAACAUGAUCCUGCCGUGGCACUUCCGCGCCCGUCCCCGGGAAUACUACGCGUCGUUCAACUUUGGCGACGUGGUGCUGGACUGGACUGCGUCCCCACCCACGGCCACGGCGUCCGUCUACGGCAAGGAUGGACUCGUGAAGCUCCGCCAAGUGGUGCCGGCCGAGCGGUACACUGGGGACGCGCCCGCGGCAUGCGGCCCUAUCCAUCACGUGUCCCCGGCGUCCUUUUUCCUGCUGCAAGUGGCCGUCUCGGUCGUGCUCGUCGCUUUCGUCGCCAGCAUUCUCGUGAAUGCGGUUGUGGUCGUUGUGGUGCCGCUUCAGCUGCUGUGGCGGCUGGUUGGAUUUGUUCGAGCGCCGAAAUUCAAACGCGACUGACACACAUUUGAAAGGACUUGGGAUGAGAGAAUGCCGUACUACUACUUACUCUAUAGUACUUAAUCAGUAUUGGCAACACAAUCGUGCAGAACGAUUUAUAUAUCAUGUUGCGAAUUAUAUUAUGUUGCGAAUUAUAAUAGAGUUUCGGUCAAGAGGUCCAGAAC
Aphanomyces astaci is the source of this 1469-nucleotide messenger RNA. RefSeq lists its product as hypothetical. The transcript is spliced from 8 exons. The record is from RefSeq and is a predicted model, not a curated record. The coding region runs from base 19 to 1305 and encodes 428 amino acids. Lineage: Eukaryota; Oomycota; Saprolegniomycetes; Saprolegniales; Verrucalvaceae.